CAUCCCCAUCCCCAUCGCCGUUCUCAGCCGCGCUGGUCCCCGCCGUUACCCCGCAUUUCCCUGCCCGGAUCCCGGCGGAUCCCGGCUCUCCAUGGCCCGUCCCCGCCCGGCGCACGGCUGCGGCAGCGGAGCGCUGCUGGGGCGCUUCGGGGUGCUGCUGCAGGCGCUGCUGGCUCUCUGCGCCUUCAGCACCCUCAUGCUGAAACGAUUUAAGGAACCAAAGGCAGAGAGGCGUCCCUGGAGGAUAUGGUUUUAUGAUACCUCCAAGCAAGCUAUAGGUGCCCUCUUCAUCCACUUUGCCAAUGUUUUCCUGUCUGAUCUCACUGAGGAGGACCCUUGCUCUCUCUACCUUAUUAAUUUCAUCCUGGAUGCCACGCUGGGGAUGCUGCUGAUCUGGCUGGGUGUGAAAGUUGUCUCCUGGAUUGUGCAGCACCAGAAAUACACGUACCUGGUCUUUGGGGAGUAUGGUGACCCUCCACAAGCUGCUGCCUGGAUUGGCCAGUGCAUCCUCUACUUGCUGAUAAUGGUUUUUGAGAAGACUGUGAUUAGCCUUGUCCUGCUUAUCCCUGGCUGGACAAAGCUUCAGCAGAUCCUCCUGGGUUACAUCCCAAACCCUCAGCUGGAGCUCGUCCUGGUGAUGUUUGUUGUGCCUUUCAUAGUCAAUGCCAUUAUGUUCUGGGUUGUGGACAGCUUGAUUAUGAGGAAAUACAAGCAGAAGGAUACCCUAGACAUAAAUGGAUCCACAGAAACUCCUCGGGCCAGGAGGACUGAGGAAUCUCAGGUACUGCUCUCUCCAGACAUGGAUUUUGAUCAGUCUGAAAGCGACCAGGAUGUGUCAGCACUCCGGGGACCCAGCCAGAAGAUGAAGCAGCCCAGCUACCAAGUGGUCAUCUGAGGCACAAGGGAGGUGGAGGAAGGAGCAGCACUGUGAUCCUUGAGCUGGCCAGGGAAGGGCAGGGUGGGGAAUACUGGGUCACCCUUGCAGAAAUCCUUCUGCCUGCCACAUCUUAGACCUAUCCUGCAGUUGUCCUGUGGAUGGAAUCUGUGCAUCCUGUACAGGCUUGAGCAGAAUCUGCUUUCCCUGCCUGCCCCACAUGCAGGCACGUUGAGGUUGGGGAUACAGGGAUCUAUUUUCCCUGGCUAGGCAACUGGGUGUGACUUCUUUUUUCUUUUGUCAGGGCUAGUGACUGAAAUGAAAAGAUUGUCUGGUUUUUUAAUAGAAAAAAAAAAAAGCUCUAUUCUGUACUACCUGAACUGUGACACUUUUAUAUGCACAAUGCUCAAAAGAAUUGGUUUGCAAUAUGUAUUUAAAUGUCUUGAAUUGGGAAGCUUGUCCCAGUGGAUCUGAUUCUUUUUACUGUUUUAUAAGGAAUCCAAUAAAUAUUUGACCUAAAA
Catharus ustulatus (Swainson's thrush) is the source of this 1395-nucleotide messenger RNA. Its product is annotated as store-operated calcium entry regulator STIMATE-like. The transcript has 8 exons. Bases 92 to 895 code for a protein of 267 amino acids. Gene Ontology annotation, cellular component: membrane. NCBI's taxonomy places the organism in Eukaryota, Metazoa, Chordata, Aves, Passeriformes, Turdidae. The record is from RefSeq and is a predicted model, not a curated record.